Molecule: messenger RNA, 2402 nt
Organism: Musca domestica (house fly)
Lineage: Eukaryota; Metazoa; Arthropoda; Insecta; Diptera; Muscidae
Gene: Debcl
Product: bcl-2-related ovarian killer protein homolog B
Exons: 4
Coding region: 1252-2184 (310 amino acids)
Biological process (GO): extrinsic apoptotic signaling pathway in absence of ligand; regulation of apoptotic process; intrinsic apoptotic signaling pathway in response to DNA damage
Cellular component (GO): mitochondrial outer membrane
Molecular function (GO): protein heterodimerization activity; protein homodimerization activity
Source: RefSeq, a predicted model, not a curated record
ACCUAACUGAACUUGUUAACUACUUCUCCACACACACACAAAUUAUUGCUGGGGACUCAACAAGUCAGCCAGUCAGUCACAGAGACACGGUUUCUAAGAUCAAUUGAUCUUUCCAAAAAAGCGGCUGCCGCGCGAAGAAGACAAAAACAGACGAAGUACCAAAAAAAAAAAACAAAAAUAAUAAACGGCAAAACGCACGACUACCUCGAAUAUUUUAGAGACAGGCAGACAAAUAAACGGUUGAUCGGUCGGAAGAUUGCUUGGUCUGUUACCACUCCCCGCCACAGCCGCACUCACGAAAAAGUGUUGUUAUUUGGAUUUCUGUUUAUUGUUUUGAAGUUGUUUGUUUUUUUUUGUGUUUUAUAUUUUGAGAAUAUUUAAAUUGUCGUAUUUUACUUUUUAAACCCUAAUUCGUUUCGUAUAACUCUUUAAUUAAGUCUCGAUUUGAUGUGUGCGUGAUUUUGUUUUAAUUCGAGACGACUUCGAGCCGAUUGUUUGCGCCCCAACUGACAACGACGACGGGUUAGAAAGAAAUUGUGAGAGACCGAUAGCAGCAGCAGCAGCAAUAGGACGGUAGACGACAACAGUCAAUAAAUAAAAUAAAACAUACCAAAAAAUACAUAUUUUUAAUAAAUAAAACUUCGACACCUAAGAUAACAAACCAAAAUCCAAAGAAAGCUAAUUAGACAAUUCUCAAGUCCAGACUAGGAAAUAUAUUUCGGAAAUCAAGUGUUUUUAUUUUUAUUGCAGUCUGGUGAUACAAACGAAAACCAGCAACAACAAUACACACUUAAAAUAGACUAAUAACAAAGCAGAUCUAAGGUUACAUGCUCACACGUAGUUCAACUGAAUUGAAACGCAAUCACAAAAAAGUAAAGAAAAAAUAAAAAAAUAGCAAAAUAAACGACCAACCGACCGAACGAGCCAGCAGGCGAACGGGCGAGCAGUCAGGCAACAUUAUCUCCAAACACACAACCACAUUCAGCAUCCCGCUGCCCUCGAAAAACAAAAUAACAAACAAAAAUAAAUAAACCCCAACACAUAAAGACCAGCUCAGCCAUAGCCAGGCGGCGGCCGUAGACAAAAAGUUGUAACGCUCCAAAGCAGAACAAACAGAAAUUGUAACCGAAGCAUAACCGUUUAUAUUUACGUCGUCGUCGUCGUCUUUGGAGAUUCAUUCCAAAAUAAAAAUUGCAAUCAGAGGAGAACAGCUUCUUAAUCGCCAUAUAACUCAAACAUCAUUUCGCGCUCAUGCCUUCACCACCGUCCACCCCGCGUAUACGCAAUACACCGCCAUUCCCGCCGGCACCAAAAUUAGCACGAGCCAAAUUGAAAUCCUCUUCGCUGGAUCAUGAAAUAUUCUUGACCACAACACACAGCAGCCGACCCAAACAUCAUCGGCCGUUACAGACUAGCACCUCGGUGGAAUGGCAUCAUCAGCAUCAAGCGGCACUGACCAUACCGCGUACUGGAUCAACAUCAUCUCUGGCCAGCAGUACAUUCCAAUACCCGUUGGCGGGCGGUAGUAAUUAUCACGAUUUUAAAAAUGAAAUUAUCAAUCAGGGAAAAUGCCUCUGUGGCCAAUACAUUCGGGCCAGACUAAGACGAGCCGGUGUCUUAAAUCGCAAAGUGAUACAGAGAAUGCGUAGUCUAUUGGAACCAUCCUCAGAAAUUGUUUAUGAAGUCUUUCCGGCACUAAAUAGUAUGGGCGAAGAACUGGAACGCAUGCAUCCACGUAUCUACACAAAUGUUUCACGUCAACUUUCCCGCGCACCCUAUGGCGAACUGGUGGAUAGCGAUACAGCGCCCAUGCUAAUGAAUCUGGUAGCGAAGCAACUUUUCUCACGUAGCACCGCCGAGAAGGAACGCAUCACAUGGGCGAAAAUCAUUUCAGUCUUUGCCGUGUGCGGUGGCUUUGCCAUCGACUGUGUGCGUCAAGGUCACUACGACUAUUUGCAGUGUUUGGUCGAUGGUGUGGGUGAAAUAAUCGAAGAUGAUCUAGUCCAUUGGUUGGUGGAACGUGGCGGUUGGAUGGGUUUGCAACAGCACAUAAAACCCAAGGGUUCACAGACGUUUUCUUUUUUAGAUUGGCUAACGCUGUUCGUGGCGAUCUCGUCAAGUUUUUAUGCCGUAGCAAAUUUCCUUAAACAGCUGGGUUGUCAAAUGUAUUCGUUGAUAUUUUAGGAAGUAAAAUAUAUUUUGAAAGAGAAAUUAUGUAAAAUUAUUAAAUUAUUUAUUUGUAAUUAUUAUAUAUAUUAAGUUUGAUAUAUGUACGGACAUACAUUUGUUAAAUGGUUGUUUGUAAACGAAAUCCAAAACUAUAUCAUUGUUAUAGAAAACACGUGUACGUCUUUUUUUAGUCAAAAUGGUUAAAUAAUAAUUGUUACAUUUGAAAAAGAAAA